AUACUACAACAGAAACCGUGCACUUGCUCUUUAUAUAAUUUUAGAGGGAAACACCCACGAACAUUUUGGCAUCAUGGACGAAGAACCUAUUCUUCCAAAUUCUGAUGGACAAAUUUUACGCUUCCCGGUGAAACUUCGAAAAAUUAUUGAUACUUGUCAAACAGAUGCUAUUGGAUGGAACCAAGAAGGGACCGUUGUUCGAAUAAACAAGACCGUGUUCGAAACAGAGUAUUUAUCGAAAGCCCACAGACCUUUCCAAACAACGAGUUUCAGCAGUUUCAUUCGUCAACUCAACUUUUAUGGAUUUCAGAAAGUCAACCAAAGAGCUUCCCUCAAAGUGAGUGAUGAUUCCGACCCAGUCUUCUUUGAUUAUCGCCAUCCACAUUUUAAGAGAAAUAGUGCAGACUUGUCACUGGUUCAAAGGAAGAAUAAAUCAAGGAGACCACAGAAUUUUGAGGAUGCUUUUGCCAGGAUCAUUGAACCGUCUUCAAAGAGUCUGGGGACGUGGUUGCCGUUUAGGAAAUCUCUAUCAGAUGACAUCAAACAAUUGCCCAUAGAAGGGGCCCUACAGAACACGCCCCAGAUCCAGCUGUACAUGGUGGGCAGUGACGGUGUGCUGGUCCCCGUAGAAACUGCCGUGGUACUGAGUACCAGUCACAACCCAACGCAAGAUGCCCAGGCCAAGAGUUUCCCGCCAGUCCUGCACUCAACGUGAAUCCUUUUGCGUCAACAACACCCAUGUAAACAUUUCUGUCAUUACAGAAUAGUCCAAGCUGACAAUGUGCAAUUCACAUACUGUGCAUACCAAGCUCAAGCAUGUGUGAUUUGUCGUGAAAGGAGCACCCAGCUGAU
Messenger RNA from Magallana angulata, 852 nucleotides. Its product is annotated as heat shock transcription factor, X-linked-like. Lineage: Eukaryota; Metazoa; Mollusca; Bivalvia; Ostreida; Ostreidae. The transcript has 3 exons. The coding region runs from base 74 to 715 and encodes 213 amino acids. Gene Ontology annotation, molecular function: DNA-binding transcription factor activity; sequence-specific DNA binding. Gene Ontology annotation, biological process: regulation of DNA-templated transcription. The record is from RefSeq and is a predicted model, not a curated record.